AUGACAAUCAUCUCAGUCCGGCAGAAAAGCAUAGAGAAAGCAGUAGCAACUGUCUACCCAAACACAUUCCAUGGAGCAUGCAUAUUCCACUUGCUUAACAACAAUAAGGUCAAUUUUAGAGCACACAGAGAAGAUCUUACAUUAAACUUUGUCAAAGCCGCCAAGACAUACAACACGAAAUCAUUUGGAGGAUACAUGUCAGAACUUGACAAAAUAGACAGCAGAAUCAGACCUUAUCUUCAUAGAAUACGAUACAAAUAUUGGAGUAGAUGCCACUGCCCGACCAAAAGGUACACAAUGAUGACAUCCAACAUAGCUCAGUUGAUAAAUUUAGCAAUACUUGCCAGAAGAACACUACCCAUCACUACAAUGAUGGGGAGUCUUCGAAGUUUGGUACAAAAACGGGUUUGGACAAACAGCAACGAAGCACAUAGAACAUUCACCAAAGUUUCAAUAGUGGUAGGAAAAAUACUCAGAGACAACUUUAUGCAAGCAAGAAAAUAUGAGGUUACACCAGUCACAACCAUACUCCACCAAGUGAAUGUGCUAGGGAAAGGGAAAUUCCUUGUCAAUUUACUGGACAAAUUAUUUGAAUGUGACCGGUUCCAGCAAGAUGAAAUCCCAUGUGCUCAUGCAAUAGCUGUAUUCUCGAAACGAGCAUUGCGAGUUUACGACUAUGUUGCGAACUACUACAAAACUGACAAAAUGAAAGCAACAUAUGACACAACAACAAACCCAUUACACAAAUGA
Cannabis sativa is the source of this 750-nucleotide messenger RNA. RefSeq lists its product as uncharacterized. Lineage: Eukaryota; Viridiplantae; Streptophyta; Magnoliopsida; Rosales; Cannabaceae. The record is from RefSeq and is a predicted model, not a curated record. Gene Ontology annotation, molecular function: zinc ion binding. Bases 1 to 750 code for a protein of 249 amino acids. The transcript is spliced from 2 exons.